GACGUGAUGCUGUGCACGGCCUCCAUUCUCAACCUCUUCAUGAUCAGCCUGGACCGGUACUGCGCCGUCAUGGACCCACUGCGGUACCCAGUGCUGGUCACCCCCGUUCGGGUUGCUGUCUCUCUAGUCUUAAUUUGGGUCAUCUCCAUUACCCUGUCAUUCCUGUCUAUUCACUUGGGGUGGAACAGCAGGAAUGAGGCCAGCAAGGUCAAUCAUACCAUACCCAAGUGCAAAGUCCAGGUCAAUGAAGUGUAUGGGUUGGUGGAUGGGCUGGUCACCUUCUAUCUGCCUCUGCUGAUCAUGUGUGUCACUUACUACCGCAUCUUCAAGGUGGCCCGGGAUCAGGCCAAGAGGAUCAAUCACAUCAGCUCCUGGAAGGCAGCCACCAUCAGGGAGCACAAAGCCACAGUGACACUGGCUGCCGUAAUGGGGGCCUUCAUCAUUUGCUGGUUCCCCUACUUCACUGUGUUUGUGUACCGUGGGCUGAGAGGGGAUGACGCCAUCAAUGAGGUGUUUGAAGCCAUUGUUCUAUGGCUGGGCUAUGCCAACUCAGCCCUGAACCCCAUCCUGUAUGCUGCCCUAAACAGGGACUUCCGUACCGGGUACCAGCAGCUCUUCUGCUGCAGGCUGGCCAGCCGCAACUCCCACAAAACCUCUCUGAGGUCCAACACCUCUCAGCUGUCCAGGAGCCAAAGCCGAGAACCCAGGCAGCAGGAAGAGAAACCCCUGAAGCUCCAGGUGUGGAGUGGGACAGAAGCCACAGCCCCUCAAGGAGCCACAGACAGGAAGCCAGCGCUGGCCUGCACCGUGUGCCCCAGCAACAUUCUGAGCUGCUGCAAGAGCCUGUGGGGACUGAGGUUCCUUCAGAGACACACAGGAGGCCCCUUGGAGGAGCCUUUGGGGGAGCUGCUGUCCGAGCAGCCACUGAGGACACCGCUUCAGGAAGUCAUGAGGAUGCUGCCCUCCAAGGCUGUCUAGAUCCAGCUCCAGGACACUGAAGAAACUGCUCCCAGUUCCCCAAAUGUGACUCCUGGAGACUCUAAGGACCCCAAGCCACCAAGAACCCCCCUCCCCCUGGCCUGA
Molecule: messenger RNA, 1083 nt
Organism: Otolemur garnettii (small-eared galago)
Lineage: Eukaryota; Metazoa; Chordata; Mammalia; Primates; Galagidae
Gene: HRH2
Product: histamine receptor H2
Exons: 2
Biological process (GO): chemical synaptic transmission; positive regulation of vasoconstriction; G protein-coupled receptor signaling pathway, coupled to cyclic nucleotide second messenger
Cellular component (GO): dendrite; membrane
Molecular function (GO): neurotransmitter receptor activity; G protein-coupled serotonin receptor activity; histamine receptor activity
Source: RefSeq, a predicted model, not a curated record